AAAAGCAGAGGAAAGCAGAGGAGACAGGCAGAGCAGAGGAGAGAACCCCACCUUGGCAAAAAGAAAAGAAAAAUAAUAUCAUCGCACUUUUUGCUGCCCUUUUCAUCCCCUCGGAUAUUCACGAAGCAAAUCUCUCUGCAAUUCUUUUCUUUUUUUUUUUUGAUCUUGCGGAUCUUCUCCAUUGAGGAAAGGCGAGAGCUUUGGGAUCGAUUCCGGGCCAUGGCGAAGGAGGUGGAUCCGUGCGACCACGGCGAGGUCGUCGACGCCGGGUGCGUCCGCGCCGUGCUGGCCGAGCUCGUCCUCACCUUCGUCUUCGUCUUCACCGGCGUCGCCGCCACCAUGGCCGCAGGGGUGCCGGAGGUGGCGGGGGCGGCGAUGCCGAUGGCGGCGCUGGCGGGGGUGGCGAUCGCGACGGCGCUGGCGGCGGGGGUGCUGGUGACGGCGGGGUUCCACGUGUCCGGCGGGCACCUGAACCCGGCGGUGACGGUGGCGCUGCUGGCGCGGGGGCACAUCACGGCGUUCAGGUCGGCGCUCUACGUCGCCGCCCAGCUGCUGGCUUCCUCCCUCGCCUGCAUCCUCCUCCGCUACCUCACCGGCGGCAUGGCGACCCCGGUGCACACUCUGGGCUCAGGGAUAGGGCCCAUGCAGGGCCUGGUCAUGGAGAUCAUCCUAACCUUCUCCCUCCUCUUCGUCGUCUACGCGACCAUCCUUGACCCGCGGAGCUCGGUCCCGGGCUUCGGCCCGCUGCUCACGGGCCUCAUCGUCGGUGCCAACACCAUCGCUGGUGGCAACUUCUCCGGCGCGUCAAUGAACCCGGCCCGGUCAUUUGGGCCGGCGCUGGCCACUGGAGUGUGGACCCACCACUGGAUCUACUGGCUCGGGCCGCUGAUUGGCGGGCCUCUCGCUGGGCUGGUCUAUGAGUCAUUGUUCUUGGUCAAGAGGACCCAUGAGCCUCUGCUAGAUAAUUCCUUUUAGUAGUCUGGUCUCUUUAGAUGGUUUCAUUUGCAGAAUGCAUAUAUUGCCAGGUAGUAAUAAGAUGCUUGUGCAGCUUGUAGGCCUGUAAGGGCUGUAUAAUUAUUAUUUUCUUUUUGCCCUCGAGGAUUUUAUCAACGUUGAUAAUCAGCCAUGUAAAAAGAUUGUUUGGGAUAUGAUUUUUUUGUUAGUAUAAAAUGUAGUCCGGUAGUUGGUCUGUUGUAAAUCGGCGAAUGCCAUGUGGUUUUGAAAUUAGAAUCUAUGUAAACAUUUUCAAAUGAAUUCAGUAAAAUUCAUUUCAAAUGGGUAUCAA
Messenger RNA from Oryza sativa Japonica Group (Japanese rice), 1285 nucleotides. The record is from RefSeq and is a predicted model, not a curated record. Lineage: Eukaryota; Viridiplantae; Streptophyta; Magnoliopsida; Poales; Poaceae.